GCAUCAUCGUCAUUUUGGAGAUUGGUAAUCAGCAGAUCGUAUUAAAAUAUCAAGUUUUCUACGGAAAUCUACCACAAAAUAUCAACAAAAUGUAUCUUAUGUACACUGUGAAUGAAAAAGGUGAACGGGUUUACACAUUGAAGAAAAAUUACUCCGACGGAAGUCCAACACAAUCCGCACAUCCGGCGAGAUUCUCUCCGGAAGACAAAUAUUCUCGCCAUCGUAUCAUCAUCAAGAAGCGUUUCGGAUUACUAUUGACUCAGAGUCCUGAACCAGUUUAUUAGAAGCUUAGAUUUAAGAAUGAUUGUAAGAAUAAAGGAUUAAAUGUUUAU
Molecule: messenger RNA, 332 nt
Organism: Ochlerotatus camptorhynchus
Lineage: Eukaryota; Metazoa; Arthropoda; Insecta; Diptera; Culicidae
Gene: Nop10
Product: Nop10 ribonucleoprotein
Exons: 2
Coding region: 90-284 (64 amino acids)
Biological process (GO): ribosome biogenesis; positive regulation of telomerase RNA localization to Cajal body; snRNA pseudouridine synthesis
Cellular component (GO): box H/ACA snoRNP complex
Molecular function (GO): snoRNA binding; telomerase RNA binding
Source: RefSeq, a predicted model, not a curated record